GUCUUUGGCCAGGCCCCUCACUCAGCCCCAGGAACUUUUUGGAUGCGGUGGAGGGUUGGGCCAGAUCUGGCUCAGGUCUUACUCCUGGCUCUGAGCUCAAGGGGACCCUUUGUGGUGCUGGGGGUGGAACCCGAAUCGAAUGGAUGCAAGGCAGGUGCCUUACACUCUGCCGUAUCAAUCAGACCCAAACAAGUUUUCUCCUUUUCAAAGAGCCACCACACUUGCCUUACUCCUCUGUUCGGGGGUGUGGACUUCCCCAUGGGGUGCCAGGUAUUGAAACUGGGACUCACUUUCCUCCCGUUGGCCAGACCCUAUUGCCCUGCUUUCGUGAGGAGCAGCAGGGGUACCUGGAGGAAACCUUGACACAGUCUUGCCCGAGGCUCGCCCUAUCUUCCUGGGCAAGAAGGCAGGACUCGGCCUCUGGCCCAGUUCCCAACCCUGUCUUGUUGCCUGGCAACAGCUCUGUGUCUCUGACUGGGGACGCAGCAUGGCAGGAGGCAGUCGUGCCGCUAAGAAGAUAGUGGUGAACCGGAAUGGGGAUCCUUUCUCCCCAGGCCGCCGGCUGGUGGUGACCCAUCGCCGCUUCCCCACGCUGGAGACCUUCCUCUCUGAAGUGACUUCAGUGGUGCAGGCCCCGCUGGCAGUGCGAGCUCUUUAUACACCCUGCCAUGGGCACCCUGUCACCGACCUUGCGGACCUGCAGAAUGGAGGGCAGUAUGUGGCUGCAGGCUUCGAGCCAUUCCGCAAGCUCCACUACUUACCCCCUGGAGGGAAGGAGCCAGGUGGGAAGAGCAGCAGAUCACUGGCUCGGACUCAGGGUGCCUGUGAUGGGAGCAUUGGCCGGCGAGAGCAGGCAGGUACCCCCUGCUGUAUCCGGGUGUUCAGGAAUGGGGACCUACUGAGUCCCCCAUUUAGCCUGAAGCUGUCCCGGUCUGCCAGCGAGGACUGGGAGACGGUACUGAAGCUCCUGACAGAAAAGGCCAAGUUACAGAGCGGUGCUGUCUGCAGACUCUGUACCCUGGAGGGGCUCCCACUGUCUGCAGCAGAUGCCCUGGUGAGUGGCCGUUACUAUGUGGCUGUCGGAGAGGAGGAGUUCCAGGCCCUGCCCUAUGUGGAGCUGCUGGUGCCCGACCCCUCGAUGCCCAGGGGAUGCUGGCAUGCCCCAGGCCCGAAGUCUCGGUUCUACGAGCAGGAGGCCCGUGGCCCCAGGGUGUCGGCAACUCAGCUCUCUCCAGGGGAAUCCAGCGGACCUGAGCCGUCUGUUUUCUAUGCUAGACCCCAGCAGGCUGGCCAGCCAAGUAGUGAGCCCCCUAUUCUCUACACAGGAGCCAACGGAGUCUACAAUGCGCCCCACCCAAGGAGGGAGACAGCAGGGGUCCCAGAAGUCACAGAUGAUGAGGACACCAGGACAGAGGAACCCUUGGACCAGAGGGCCGCGGAGAUCGUGCAAGAGGCCCUGUCUCUGGAAAACCAGCCUGUGGUCGAAGCAUCUCUCUCAGCCUCAGCCCCUGCUUUGCCGUCCUGAAAGGGGGCACCUGUGGCCAGGACACAGCAGGACUCUGCCACCGCCUUUGUCCUCGGGCUCCAGCAGCUGGAUGGUUGGUUCCCGAGGGUCGAGUGCUCCCCCGGGCGCACAGGGUCCACGGCAGUCUCAGCCCUUCCCCUCUCCCACUCCCACCCCACAGCCCAGCUUGCCGCAUCCCUGUGCUGAGCAGCCCUGGUCACCGAGGCCACUUCCUUAUGGGGUUUCCUGGCUAGGAGACCAUAUACCACAGCUGGG
This is a messenger RNA of Sorex araneus (European shrew), 1780 nucleotides long. It is a transcript of the gene DCDC2B, whose product is annotated as doublecortin domain containing 2B. Gene Ontology annotation, cellular component: microtubule organizing center; microtubule. The transcript is spliced from 9 exons. The coding region runs from base 488 to 1525 and encodes 345 amino acids. The record is from RefSeq and is a predicted model, not a curated record. NCBI's taxonomy places the organism in Eukaryota, Metazoa, Chordata, Mammalia, Eulipotyphla, Soricidae. Gene Ontology annotation, biological process: intracellular signal transduction.